Penicillium arizonense is the source of this 891-nucleotide messenger RNA. RefSeq names its product PP1-complex regulatory subunit GLC8. Bases 1 to 891 code for a protein of 296 amino acids. Lineage: Eukaryota; Fungi; Ascomycota; Eurotiomycetes; Eurotiales; Aspergillaceae. The record is from RefSeq and is a predicted model, not a curated record. The transcript is spliced from 3 exons. Gene Ontology annotation, biological process: regulation of signal transduction. Gene Ontology annotation, molecular function: protein phosphatase inhibitor activity.
AUGACUACCGCACCACACAUGCCUGCCAAGGCGCACAGCUCCGAAGACGUGCACGCACGGCCAAAAGGCAUCCUCAAGAACUCCAACUCCUUCACCGGCCAUGCUCCCUCCCCUGUGACAGCCGCCUCGCCGCCCACCAUACCAACGAUCUCCGAGCCGGAAGAAACAAAGGAACUCACCCUGCAAAACACCCUGCAAAACGCAGGCCGCCGGAGAUCCUCAUCGACCACGCGGCCAGGUACAAACUCGCGCCGCCAGUCCGGCGCCGGCGCCAUAGACGAAAACGAGCCUCGCCUCAAAUGGGACGAAGCAAACCUCUACCUAACCGAGCAAGAGCGCACGGCAAAGAUGAAGAUCGACGAGCCAAAGACCCCAUACGCCCCGCACUACGACCCCGCCGAAGACGACGAACAAAUCCGCCUCGAUGAGGCUCAGGAUUCCCUCCUCGACGCGCAGGGUAUCGCUGUUGAUGAGCUUGAGCUGGCUAAGCCCUCGCAUCGCAAGGGUGUUUCUGAAGAGGAGAUUCCGGAUUUGGAACUUGGUGAGCCAGAGGAGAACGUCCAGCCUGUGGCUUCGGAUGAUCCUCGCGUGUUCCGGGACCGCAGUAUGAGCAUGGACUCGCAUAAAAGCGAGAAGCAUGUUCAUGUUGGUGGUGGGGCGAAUGGCUCGGAUGCGCCUGCUGAUGAUCCGCUUUUGAGUACUGAGGAGGCCCGUGAGAAACACCGUCAUUUUGAGGAGCAGCGGAAGAAGCAUUAUGAGAUGCGGAAUAUUAAGGAACUGCUUGCUCACCCCGAGGAUGUGGACGAGGAAAUGGAAGAUGAUGAUGGAUCGGAGCCUGCUCCCCCACCUCCUAUGCCUCAAAUGCCUCAGCGUUUCCGCAGUGGACAAUAG